Messenger RNA from Tarenaya hassleriana, 1334 nucleotides. RefSeq lists its product as uncharacterized. The record is from RefSeq and is a predicted model, not a curated record. The transcript is spliced from 3 exons. Gene Ontology annotation, molecular function: protein binding. NCBI's taxonomy places the organism in Eukaryota, Viridiplantae, Streptophyta, Magnoliopsida, Brassicales, Cleomaceae. Bases 101 to 1126 code for a protein of 341 amino acids.
CAGCGCCGGGAGGAGCGGUGGAGGCGGAGGGAGUAACCGGCGGUGGGCACAGGCGUAUGUGGCGGCGGUGAAGAUUCAGUCUGCUUUCCGUGGUUACCUGAUGGGAAGCAUGAUUAUGUCUGGUACACUACUUUGGUCUCUCUGUCCUUGUUUCAUCUUCAAGCAACUUGAUUUCAAACAUAUGAUGGACCAUUGUCCUCUUUCCAAGUCUCUCUCUUUUGCGUGUGGUUUGGCGAGGAGGGCGUUAAGAGCGUUGAAGGCGUUGGUGAAGCUUCAAGCGUUAGUGAGGGGGCACAUAGUGAGAAAGCAAACGGCCGAUAUGCUGCGACGGAUGCAGACGCUGGUUCGGCUUCAGGCCCGAGCUCGAGCUUCACGUGCCUCUCACGUGUCCGACUCAUUCCCCUCUUCCUCCUCUCCUCGUUCCCUCCACACACGCUGCGUCUCCAACUCCGAGCUCCGCGAGAUCAUCGCCAUGGACCACCGUUCCCAAGUCGGUUCGAGCCGGUUAGACCACUGGUCCGAAGAAACUCUAUGGACGACCAACAAAAACAACAGCAGCACUAGCAUCCUGCAUAUGCCACGGUACAACGAGGAUGAGGAAGGGGACGACAAGAUUCUCGAGGUCGAUACUUGGAAGCCACACUUAGCCUCGAGACCGUUCCGUUCAGACAGCAGCCACCACAACAACAACGAAUCCCCGAGGAAGAGACAGCCUCCGGUGGUUGCAAGAAGCGCAGAGAACAGCCCUCAAGUCGGUUCCUCCAGACCAGGAAGCAGCAGCGGUUCACGGAGGAGAACCCCUUUCACGCCAACUAGAACCGAGUACUCGUGGGGAUGCUACGGGGGGAACUACUACACGGGUUAUUACCCGAACUACAUGGCGAAUACCGAGUCAUACAGGGCGAAAGUCCGAUCUCAGAGCGCGCCAAGGCAACGGCUAGAGUUUGCGGACAGCAACAAGAGGUCUGUGCAGGGACAUUACUACUAUUACGCGGCCGCUGAAGGAUCGUUUGACCAGCGGUCUGAUGUCGGGAGCUCCGGACAAGGAGGAGGAUUGUCUGAACGGUUGAAUCGAAACACGAGCGGGAGAUCAAAGAUGACGAUGCAUUCUUCGCUUCUGAUUUAGAAUUUGUUCAGUUUCUUGUGUGUUUCUUUCUGUGGGCAUAUGAUUGUUUGUUCCAAGGAGAAGAAGUCAGUGAGUGAAUGUGUAAUUAAGUCGAUCCUCUCUCUCUCUCUUUUUUUUUUGUGGUAAUUUUCUGUGACCUCAAUAGGUUUCAAUUAAUGGUCGGUAAAAACACCAAAAAGUAACAAGCUAAGUUUCGUCUUUGAAAACA